Molecule: messenger RNA, 1026 nt
Organism: Plasmodium vivax (malaria parasite P. vivax)
Lineage: Eukaryota; Apicomplexa; Aconoidasida; Haemosporida; Plasmodiidae
Exons: 4
Coding region: 1-1026 (341 amino acids)
Biological process (GO): cytoskeleton organization; regulation of adenylate cyclase activity
Cellular component (GO): cytoplasm
Molecular function (GO): actin binding; adenylate cyclase binding
Source: RefSeq, a predicted model, not a curated record
AUGAAGCUGCCCCUCGGAGUUGUCCUCUCGGUUAUGCUCCUCCUGGGGCUAAUCUGCGCCGAGGGGGACCCCCCCAAGCCACGCAGGAGAGACAAAUACAGGAACAAAUUCCGGAAGCUCCACAAGAUACCCACCUUGAGCAACGACUCGGAUCGAAACUUCCUGCAGAUGAAGUCCGCGCACAUUUAUAACCCCUCCAUCGCGUACAGAGACCUCUUCGACAACAACUCCAUGGGGACGUCCACCAUUUACUACAACCGCCUGAUGUGGGGAGCCGUCAUCUUCCUAUUCAUGUUCAUACUGGUGAGCAGCAUAGGGGUGUACCUUUACGUGAAGAGCUUGGAGAGCAGCGCGCCGAAGAAGAGGCACGUGAAGAACGCCACAAACUACUACGUCGUCAACCCGAUCGUGCCCUACGCGAACGGCCCGCGGAACGAUCAGCGGAACGAUCAGCGGAACGAUCAGCGGAACGAUCAGCGGAAUGAUCAGCGGAACGAUCAGCGGAACGAUCAGCGGAACGAUCAGCGGAAUGAUCAGCGAAACGGCCUUUCCGCUGUCAAACUGAAGGACAACCAGUGGGAUGUGUCCAACUACAAAAACGAAAAGCUGGUCACACUCGACCAAGUGGAAGUGAACAACGCAGUGAACAUUUACCACUGCGAAGGAAGCACAUUCGUAAUUGAAAAUGAAAAAUUCAAAUCGCUAGCUAUGCACAAGUGCGUCAAGUGUAACGUCGUUUUGAAAAACUUAAUUUCAUCCAUCGAAAUAAUUAGCUCGAGUAAAGCCAAGGUGCAGGUGCUGGGUAAGUGCUCUUCCAUUUCGAUUGACAAGUCUACGGGGGUGCAGAUUUAUCUGUCUAAGGAGAACAGCGAAUCUGAGUUUACCACCGCGCUGUCAUCCGAAAUGAAUGUUCAUCUUGAAAAUGAAAAUGGGGAGUGGACCGAAAUUACCAUUCCGGAGCAGUUUCAACAUCGCCUGGCAAAUGGGAAGCUCCUCACGAGAGUGUCAGAUCUGUACUCAUUUUGA